Messenger RNA from Drosophila rhopaloa, 900 nucleotides. RefSeq lists its product as uncharacterized. The record is from RefSeq and is a predicted model, not a curated record. The coding region runs from base 70 to 369 and encodes 99 amino acids. Gene Ontology annotation, molecular function: protein binding. Lineage: Eukaryota; Metazoa; Arthropoda; Insecta; Diptera; Drosophilidae. The transcript has 4 exons.
CUGAAAACUUUUGUGGAAUUAAAUUGUAAUACGAAAUUCGCAAACAGCGCGUACAGUUGGACACUAAAAAUGAAAAUUGUCUGCACGUUGAGCAACACAAUUUUCCUCACUUGUGUGCUUCUAGGGAUCUUUAUCGUUGUUGAGGGUCAUCUUUUUGCCUUGACGGGUCCCAAGAAGUGCCAUGAUGUUUGCCCCAUGGGAUAUAGGGUGGUAUGUGCCCUGGACGUCCUAGAUGGUUGCCUGCGCACUUUUGCCAGCAGCUGUGUGAUGCGAAUGUACAACUGCAAGUAUCAGAAGGAUUAUCGCAUUAUAGCGGAGAGGGCAUGUGAAUUUAUUACCAACGAUGAGCUGCAAAUGUUAAAAUUCUAGCGGCCGUUUUCGUAAGCGAAAGUAUGCCGGAGUCCGCCACCAGAGCGCGCCAGCAAGAAACUGCGCACGCGUCGUAUACGCAAUGUGGAUGCGAACGAAAAUCGCCAAUUGUCCUCCGUUGUUUUCCCAGCAAAGCCAUCCUUUUUGUACGACAUUGUUAAUGUUUUAAAUCGCAAGAAUAAUUAAUAAAAAAAAUUAAGUUAAAGUGUAAGAAAAAUAAGUAAAAAGUGUGCUGUUCCAGUGAUUAAAUCAAACAAAAGGAAAAGAAUUAGUAAAGAAAAAAGAAAAGAAAAGUCGAAAAAGCGCAACCCAAAAAUUGUUUGGGCAGGCAGGAGCACCACAAAGGAUAUAAUACACAUAUACUCGAGUGUUUUUGUGAGCGCUGAAGGUGGAGAAGAUUUCUCGCUUGGCGAUUUAAAAGCAGGGUAGAGCAACGAGUUCCUCCGGCUGCGGCUGCUGCUGUUGUUGCUUGGGCACACUUCUGGGCAACGCAUUGUCGCCGCCGACCGCAAAGCUGGGCAAAAUUAUGAA